AUGGUCCUCCCUCCUCGCUUCACUACUGUUUACGAACCACCACCACCACCCCGGCUUUCGAAACAUAAUUACACUUCUUCUCUACUCCGUGGGGUCUUGUAUGAGCAGCAGCAUAAAGCCACUCUGCCGCCUCCCCUUCGUCAAGUUCGAGUUCCAAUUCAGACCUCGGAUUAUUCAAGUUAUCGUGACCCGAAACGAGAGAACCAACAGCACCACCGUGGUGCCUCUUCCUCAACUUCAGGCUCCGGUUCAGCCUCGUCUUCAACUACUACUACUACUAUCACGGCCUGCAGUAGGACAAGCAGCACACUCACCCUAGAGGACGACGAGAUCAAGAAAAUUUUCACUCCUUCCUCCUCUUCCUCCACGGCCGAGCCACCGACGAAGUGGACCAUCACAGACAUACCACCCCAAAUCAAAGCCAACGAACUCAGCCGACCCACCACCCUCUCCCAAGACCUCCUCGCAGGCAUCAACUGGAACCAAUCCGACCCAACGAAACGCAGCAUAUGGUGCACCCAACUCCGCCCCCUUGUGCACGCCCCUGCGUGGUACCGCACCUUUCACUACGGGGUACGCGCCUCAACGCCUGCAUCACUCAACCAGUACGCGAUAAACUUGGUGGAACAAGGCCACGAUACGAUGUGGGACGAAGAGAGCGUGAGCGAGCUGGCUCGUUUUUUCGUAUAUAGAGCUGCGCAGCGAGCGGGGUGUAUGGGUGAGGUUGAUUCGCUGGCUGCGUUUGCUGAGAGGGUGUAUAGGACGUUUGAGAGUAUGCCUUGGGAGGGCCUACAUACCUUUUUUGCACGGUCGCUUGGAGAGAGUUUGUUGAGGACGUUUGUGGCGUGUUGGCAUGUUGAUGCGGAUAAUAAAGGUGCCAUCACGAUUCAGAAAACCCCUACAGCUCAAUAUGGGGCGUACGUCUCCUCCGCGCUGGCCCUAUCCAAGUUCAUCGGCGAGCUAUACACCCACGGUUUCCUACGCCGCACACAAACGAUCGGAUGCGUGCAACACGUUCAAGCGAUCCACGCUAUCAUCUCCUAUGCUGGGAUUCGGCUCUGGCGAGGGUCUGAGGAGGAGGUGAAGGAGUUUAUCAAGUUCUUGUUUGGGUGUACGAUAGGUGUGAAGGAUAAUGCGAGUGUGAUGGGCAAGGCGUAUCCGCCUAAGGAGUUGGAGAGGCUGCUUUGA
This is a messenger RNA of Laccaria bicolor S238N-H82, 1188 nucleotides long. RefSeq lists its product as uncharacterized. Bases 1 to 1188 code for a protein of 395 amino acids. The transcript is spliced from 4 exons. The record is from RefSeq and is a predicted model, not a curated record. NCBI's taxonomy places the organism in Eukaryota, Fungi, Basidiomycota, Agaricomycetes, Agaricales, Hydnangiaceae.